GGGAGAGCAGGCUAUAGAGCUGGCAUAGAGGCCAGUGAGGACAGUGAUGCUGGGGGCAGGAUGGAGCUGUACUGUCAGCUAGAGAGAGGAGGGGCCUGCUGCCCUGCUAUAUAAAGACAGGAAGCCAGUCUCCUCUAGAUGUGUCACUGUGCCGCCUCUCCCCCAUUGAGAUUCCCAUACUGUCCCACACUGUGCCCUCCUCAUCUCUUCCCAACACUCUGGUCUGAGGGUCCCAGGUGGUAGCCCAUCUUCAUCUCUCUCCCUCUGGACUGAGGGUUCCCACGCCCCACCUGGCCUCCCAUACAGUCACGCCGAUCUGAAGGCACGUACCUACCUGCAGCUUUUCAUUCGUUGACGCUUUUCUUGGAACCCGGCUCAAGAUGCCAGAGCCCACAAAGAAAGGUAGGAGUGCCCCUGUUCUCCUCACUGAGUGUACAGAAAGGAUUUCAGCAUAGUGUACUGUACAACCUGUCCUGAAGCAACGCUUUGUUAGAAUUUCAGACUGCAUCUAGGAUCCUGCUUGUUUAAUGUAUUAACAACAGCUGAUUAACUGGUACUGUUAAUUGUAAUGCAUAUGUUCUUUUACUUUCAUGUUGUAAUUAUUGGUUGGUUUUCUCUACUGGCAUACAAUAUGAGGAAAAGUUCCAUUAACCCUUCAUUCCUUUUUCUUGUUGUGUAAAUAAAGGCAAAAUAUUUUGCAUGGUUUCUUUUGGUGUUUGUUUGUUUUGUCGGCAUUAUUGAGUAGAUAUUUUGCAUUAGACAAAAUAAGUUCUCUAAACUAUACUUUGAGAGUUCCCAGGAAUUUGCUCACGGUAAUUGAGAAAGUGACUUUGGCGACAACAGUACUGUAUUUCUGCUUGGAUGUUUCUUCCUCAUCUGUGGAGAUAGAGAUCCAGGAGGUUUAUUUAAAAAGAACUGCUGUUGUUGCUGCUGUUGGCAUGAUGGACAGUGGUCUCAUGGUGAUUAGGAGCCCACUGGAGGGAGACGUGAUGAGCCCUGGUGGAGGAAUGUUGAUGAGCCCUGGUGCUUGGCGCUGGGCUGAGCUGGACACCAGCGAAGAAGACCCCUGAAGGGUGAUGCAAUCUGGAUGGACUGUCUUGGGAUCGUGUUGGGAUGAAGAUGCUUUCCGGAUGAUGGAUACAUUCCGUCCUCGGUCUUGCUGAUGACUGAUGAAUGGAUGGCACGGUGGAUGACAUGUUAUUUUGCAGCAGAAGCCAAACAAGAUCCCUCAAACCCAUCCCAACUCCAUAUUCAUCUCCCUCCUCCUUUCUAUGGUAGAGCCUUCAAUAGCAUACCGCUGCUUGUCUGCAUAGACCUAAUCACUCUGUGUCCGUCUUGUCUGUAAUUCUGUGCUAGUACUUCCUCCCUCUCCAUUAGUUCAGGUCUUUGGGGACUUUGCUCAAUAGUAAGACAUGCCCAUGUACAGGAACAGUACAGUAUAUUAAUCGCUUGGACACCACCCCAACGGAGUGAAUAACAAGUUUUAUUAUAAACCGUUUAUUUUCUGGUGGACCGUAGCUUUAUCUGCAGCAGAACUCGCACAUCAGGAAUGGCACGCACUCUCUUCUCUCCACACAUACAUCCAGGCCACUCGGCCAGUGCAUUCUCUCCCCUGUAGGACAAUGGGGCUUAUAGGCUAGAAUGGGAGGGCUUUGCAAUAUUGCUUUUAUGGAAGUUAUUCAAUAAAUAUGGUGGCAAUAAAUAUGAGGACUAGACCAGGUAUGCAGCAAACGGUCCAAUCCACCUUUUGGCAUCUUUAAACAGUUAGCUGUGAGCUCUAAAAACAUACCAUUCACUUUACUGGCCUUAUUCGGAUUUCAGUACCAGUUUAUUACUUGCCCGUGUUGCUUUGAUAGGGCUCUCAAUAAAUGUCGACAUCUGAAUGUAGUGUAGCAGAGGCUGGGUGAGCUAGGAUAAGUUUAAAAUCUAUUGCGUCGCUUCGGAGUGAGGCACCAUGAAACUGUUGGACAGCUUAGCUUCCUCUUGUACAUGUAUAACACACAGCACUACUGUAAAGUGUGUUUUAUUAGUACAGGAGACAUGCCUCCAGAAAGUUCAUCCACCAUAAUAAACAUUCAUGAUCCCGUCGGAGUCAAACACACAGGGGAAGGGGAGGCAGUUGCAUGCCAGUCCACCGCAACCACCUUCCAUAAAUAGCUGCUCUGUUGCAGAAGACUAGAUAAAUGACUGUGAAAAAAGUAUUGUUCUUAUAAAGGACUGAACAGCUGAAGAGGAGGAGGCUGCUGGAGGUGGUGUUGGUUUAGACUGCAGACCCAAGUCUUUAAAAAGCAGGAUGAGAGAUGAUGGACUGACUGGCUGGCUGGCUGGCUGGCUGGCUGGCUGGCUGACUAGCUGGCUGACUGGCUGACUGACUGGCUGGCUGGCUGAGUGGCCCUUGGAGCUCUUGGGACCUGGAUUCCUUGGUCCCUGGAAUAGUUCAGAAUGAGCAGACUUUUAAUCCCCAUCCUUCAUUCUCUCGCUCUGUCUCUCUCUCUCUCUUGCGCUGUCUCUCACUCAUUCCCUCACUUUCUCCCUCACCAUCCGCCAUUGUCACACCAUCAUUUUAGAUGAUGAUUCACUCAGGGCACUCAGGGGUCAGACGUACGGUCAUUGAAUAUCUCACCCGGAGUCAAGAGGCCAGCAUCCUCCACUACACCCACUGUGCCUGCUUUCAGCAAAAGUCUUGGGUUUCAGUGGGAAGAAAGCCCACAUCCUCAGCUCUGUAUAUUUACAACCGCUCAGCCCCAAUCACUCUCCCUGAUCUGUUACCUCAGACAGUGUGGUCGUCGCUUUCCGAAUUCCACUCCAUAAAUCAAGCCUUUAGUUAAACACAGGGAGACCCUGUCAGCUGCUAAUCGCCAAACCACAGCCCCACAUCCACACUGAGGCAGUCAGCAGUUCCUUUCUGUGGCCUUUUCACUUCUAGCAGCACUCAUUCUCAGAACUCCUAGGAAUGGACACACUCCCUUAUGUGGACUGCCGGUCCAACCGACACACAAUAGUCACAAAGAAGAGUUGAUAAAUGGUGUGCAUUAAAAAGUUCUGGGGGUCUAUAUUAAGAAGCAACGGCAGCUUGGCUCCCGUUGGAGUCACCAUGAGCCCAUCUGUCUGCACAACAGCAUGGGCGACAGCUGAACAUACCUGCAGAGUGGUCAGCUGCACUGGGGAGUUCGCAGAGGUGAAACAAAACCCUUCUCUGCGCUCAUGAUCUCUGCGAUUAGACAAAGAAUGCCUCCCUGUAGUGCACAUUAAUGUGUGUGUGACCCUAUAGGAUUCUGAUGUGAUGAGCCAACGGCAAGUUUUUGGUGAGGUGUGACAAUGAGUAAAUCUGAACUGGAGUGUCCGGCGGGAAUCACAAAAGAGUGGCUGGACAACAGGGUUUUGGCUGUGUUGCAGACUGGAGAAUAAAGGGGUUGAGAGGUCGUUAUGGUUCCAAUAAUGAUAAUUGUGUAUGGACUUUGGAUUACAGUAUGUACAUUAUUACUGUAAUUAGGCACACAGGGACUUAGGAAUGAGAGAUGGAUGGGAGUUACAGUAUAUCAAAAUGAGAGGCAAUAGAUGUGAAGAGAGAGGGGAGUGGACAGAGAAGUCACACUGGGGCACAUUAUGGUCCUGGGACUCUGGGACUUUGGACAGGAAUGGCACAGUAAUGCACAGUAUUUCUCCGGAUCAUUAACAAAGGAGCCGUCGUGCCUGGCACAGGGCAGGGUGGCAAGGCUGGCAUCCCUGCAGAAUUCACAGGCUGCUGUGCCAGGCCCAGUGCUCAUCGCUGAGUUCCACUCUCUGUGUAAAUGGACAGGCUAGCAACAGAGCUGUGGGAGUACACUGUCAUCACCCUCCAAAAAUCCCCCCUACACCCCAUCUCUUUUUCCUCUCGGUCCCUUACUCACUCACUCAGUCAGUGGCUGUGUCCAAAAUCUGGCUUGCCUACUACUUACUUUAACUGCAUACUGUGUACUAAUCGUACUAUGUACUAUUUAGCACACACUGUUUAGUAAAAAGUAUGCAGUAUGCCAUGGCCGAAAUGUACUACUUUUGGUCCGUUCAAGACAACUGGGAAUACGGAAACAAAACGAGCUCAGAAUGGGGAAAAAUUGGGACGUUGGUGAUCUUCAGAUCGGAGAAGUCAGAGCUCAAGGUUGAUGCGGUCCUCUGUAGCUCAGCUGGUAGAGCACGAAGCUUGUAACGCAAAGGUAGUGGGUUCGAUCCCCGGGACCACCCAUACACAAAAAUGUAUGCACACAUGACUGUAAGUCGCUUUGGAUAAAAGCGUCUGCUAAAUGGCAUAUUAUUAUUAUAUUAUUAUUAUGCCCGAGUUGGAUGACCGUUCAAAACUAUUUUUCCCAGUCGUAGCACGUUUUUUUCCCAAGUUCCCUGCUGUCUUGAAUGCACCGUCAGUUACGUCUUCAUAUGAACCGGAAAGGCUUGUCUGUAGCCCCACCCAGUGACCUUUCCAUGUUGUUGUUUUGGGCUUAUGUUAGCUAAAUAGCUAGCAUUUUGAAAUAUGUAUUUGGAGUAAACUUGAGUGUACCGUAGGCCUACGCAUGUAUUAAUUGAAGAGUCACCUGAAGCUUGAGAGUAAUGGAGAUGCAGUAGAGGAAUGCAGUGCUGAGGCUACUACUCUGAACUGUGUGUGAGCUUUCUGGCGCCCAGAGCUGCUGAGGCAUCACCCAAGUGGGUGCUAUACAUUGUGAAGGAGAAGUUCAGUGGCUACAGGACUCAGGCUGGUUCCCAGAGCAGCCCACAACAAGAUCGUCACCAGACUCCAUCUUCAUCAACCAUCUCCCUGAACACAUUCCUCUGAUCAAGCCAUGAACUGUCCUUCUCCAUCUUUGGAGGAUGCAUGCACUCUAUUGGUUGACCUAGCCAACUGUAGCUGGGCUACUCAUGAUGUGUUGCUUGUUUGUUUUUUUACUGUUGAUGCACUUUGAGAUUAUGAAAAGCGCUAUUGAAAUGUAAUCAAUUGUCAUACCAAAGAACAUUUACUUAGUUUAGUAGAGCAGAAAGCUCUACCGAAGGCUGAGAGCAGUGUGCGGGUUUCUUUCAAUUUAUCUACAGUGAGGGGGAAAAAGUAUUUGAUCCCCUGCUGAUUUUGUACGUUUGCCCACUGACAAAGAAAUGAUCAGUCUAUAAUUUUAAUGGUAGGUGUAUUUGAACAGUGAGAGAUAACAACAACAAAAUCCAGAAGAACGCAUGUCAAAAAUGUUAUAAAUUGAUUUGCAUUUUAAUGAGGGAAAUAAGUAUUUGACCCCCUCUCAAUCAGAAAGAUUUCUGGCUCCCAGGUGUCUUUUAUAUAGGUAACGAGCUGAGAUUAGGAGCACACUCUUAAAGGGAGUGCUCCUAAUCUCAAUUUACCUGUAUAAAAGACACCUGUCCACAGAAGCAAUCAAUCAAUCAGAUUCCAAACUCUCCAUCAUGGCCAAGACCAAAGAGCUCUCCAAGGAUGUCAGGGACAAGAUUGUAGACCUACACAAGGCUGGAAUGGGCUACGAGACCAUCGUCAAGUAGCUUGGUGAGAAGGUGACAACAGUUGGUGCGAUUAUUUGCAAAUGGAAGAAACACAACAUAACUGUCAAUCUCCCUCGGCCUGGGGCUCCAUGCAAGAUCUCACCUCGUGGAGUUGCAAUGAUCAUGAGAACGGUGAGGAAUCAGCCCAGAACUACACGGGAGGAUCUUGCUAUGAUCUCAAGGCAGCUGGGACCAUAGUCACCAAGAAAACAAUUGGUAAUACACUACGCCAUGAAGGACUGAAAUCCUGCAGCGCCCGCAAGGUCCCCCUGCUCAAGAAAGCACAUAUACAGGGCCGUCUGAAGUUAGCCAAUGAACAACUGAAUGAUUCAGAGGAGAACUGGGUGAAAGUGUUGUGGUCAGAUGAGACCAAAAUCGAGCUCUUUGGCAUCAACUCAACUCGCCGUGUUUGGAGGAGGAGGAAUGCUGCCUAUGACCCCAAGAACACCAUCCCCACCGUCAAACAUGGAGGUGGAAACAUUAUGCUUUGGGGGUGCUUUUCUGCUAAGGGGACAGCACAACUUCACCGCAUCAAAGGGACGAUGGAUGGGGCCAUGUACCGUCAAAUCUUGGGUGAGAACCUCCUUCCCUCAGCCAGGACAUUGAAAAUGGGUCGUGGAUGGGUAUUCCAGCAUGACAAUGACCCAAAACACACGGCCAAGGCAACAAAGGAGUGGCUCAAGAAGAAGCACAUUAAGGUCCUGGAGUGGCCUAGCCAGUCUCCAGACCUUAAUCCCAUAGAAAAUCUGUGGAGGUAGCUGAAGGUUCGAGUUGCCAAACGUCAGCCUCGAAACCUUAAUGACUUGGAGAAGAUCUGCAAAGAGGAGUGGAACAAAAUCCCUCCUGAGAUGUGUGCAAACCUGGUGGCCAACUACAAGAAACGUCUGACCUCUGUGAUUGCCAACAAGGAUUUUGCCACCAAGUACUAAGUCAUGUUUUGCAGAGGGGUCAAAUACUUAUUUCCCUCAUUAAAAUGCAAAUCAAUUUAUAACAUUUUUGACAUGCGUUUUUUUUAUUUCUGUUGUUGUUAUUCUGUCUCUCACUGUUCAAAUAAACCUACCAUUAAAAUUAUAGACUGAUCAUUUCUUUGUCAGUGGGCAAACGUACAAAAUCAGCAGGGGAUCAAAUACUUUUUUCCCUCACUAUAAUUGUUACCAUGCACCUGCAACAAGCACAGGAGGUUGGUGGCACAUUAAAUGGGGAGGAUGGGCUCGUGGUAAUGACUGGAGUGGAAUCAGUGGAAUGGUAUCAACUACAUCAAACACAUGGUUUCCACGUGUUUGAUGCCAUUCCAUUUGCUCCAUCCGGCCAUUAUUAUGAGCCGUUCUUCCCUCAGCAGCCUCCACUGGGCCAACAACAUAGCUCAGAUGUGCUAGUGCAUUUUUGAAUGUUGAAAUGUUGAAAGUAAACACACCAACAGUAGAUGUAUUGGUGUCAACUCUUUUAAAUUUUUUUACAAACAAGAAACACUUUUUAAUUAGAAAACAGAAAUUCACUCUGGGUUUAAAUAAAGGACAACACCAAAAACAGUAGAUAAUUCAUAAACGAAUAGCUAUAAAUAAAAUACAUAACUACUUCUUAAUCAUGGCCACUAAAAUGGCCAUAAGGCGUGCCUCCCUGGCAGUCACCUCCAUCUCCCGCCUCCACAUCUGGACCCUUCUGGGAGGAAGAGGAGGAGACGAUGACCAGUGGGGUGAUGGAGUGGCAUCCCCUGCAGCACCUCAUCCAUCACCACAUACCGCUUCCAGUAUGCUGCUGUGGCCCGUCCCUCCGAACUGACUCCGGUGGGGGGAGAUUUCAACUCUACGUACUACAUUUACAUUUUAGUCAUUUAGCAGACGCUAAAGGUAUAAUGCCAAUUGCAGUAUAUUUAUCUGGAAUACUUGCACUUUUAAAACAUUUAUCUUCACACUUACAUGAAUGUGCCAGUGAAGCCUAGGAAAUAGCUGGGAAAGUGUUGUUGCGAACACGGCAUUCGGGUAUUCGGACAUGGCCACGCUCAUUUUUCCUUUAGAGGGAGUUUUCCACUAGAGGGAGUUUUGCCCUUUUCAUUUUAAUUUUAUCUACUUUAUGUGUGAUGCCAGUACAUAUGACCUACCUGUGGCUGAAUGAAUAGGGACAUAGGCCUACAUGGAAAGCUAUUGUAUAAUGAUAAUACUGUAGUAAUAUUUUUGUUUUGAUUGCAUGUUUUCCAGCCUGUGUUUUCUUGUACUAUAUGCAAAUGUGAGUGGUGUAAGCAUGGUUAUCAGGCUCAAGAUAGAAAUCUGUUGUUUUUGGUGCCAACGUCCCUGUGGGCUGAUAUCAGUCUUGGUGUAAGUGCUCCUCUUGUAGCCUCUAUCUGUCACUGUCUGCUGGCGUCUCCAUGUCUGUGUUUGCCUGUUACUGUGUAAUCCAUCCUCAGUCUACCAGGCUAAUGUGACGAUUGGGUGGAAUUCCCUGUCCUCCAGUCUGCAUAUUGACACACGACAUCAGAAUGGAAGAUUGUCAAACUUGCAUUGACUUUCAAUAGGAAGAGGAAAGAGGAAGAACCACUGUGUUGCGCGAGAGUGGAGAUUUUCAAUCUAACAUUCUCGUAAGGACCAGACGAGAACUCACGUGACUCUGUUUCACUAACCCAUUAAUAACACACAAGGUAAAUGUUUAAACCCGAUAGGCUAGGGCGUACCAAGGGAUGGAUAGAGACUUUGAUCCACUGAUGGCUAGCUUUAAGUCCCUUAAUAGGUUUAGAUUGUAGUGUCCAAAUAUGUGCCAUGAUCAGUCCAAACUGUGCAGAGUAAAGAAAUGCCCCCAUUUUGAAUUGUUCUCUUUUGUCUCUGUUUUGCAGAUGAGAUGCCCAAUGGUGAAAAAGGUCAGUGAAGGGUGAUGCCCAACAAUGUUCUUUCACCUCACACAUCACUGGCGUUGAGCAGAGAACUUGGUAUGAGAUAAUUAUUAUGGGAAACUUUGGUUAUGUCUUGCAGGACAGAAUGUAUCCCAUAUUAGGUUGGCAGUCUUGGUCUAUUGGAUGGUGGAAACCAUGUUUUUGCAAAUGUGAAAGCACAUUAAGGUACAACUGAGGCUGCAUGUAAUGUGGCUAUUCCACCUCCGACUUCAGUGUGAAUGUGUAAACACGGUCGCUGGUUUAAACACUGUAAAUGUGGAGGGUCUACAUGUCCUUGGCAAUAGAACUGUUGUACUACUGUGGCUCAGUGGUCAGUGGUGACGACCGACUGGUCAGAAUCUACACAUUCCCCCGGCGGACCGGCUGAUCCAGGCCUGUUGAUUCAGCUGACGCUCAUGCCCCCCCAUGUGACCAUCGCGCUGGCAUGUUAUUGGCCGCCUGCCGACGGCAGGCUUUGACCUUGGGAGCAGCGGCAGCAUCUUGGGCCUGUGGCUUCGUACAGUGGGGGGCAUAGCUCUGCUCCCACACACAGGUUUAGGCUAAAUUUAUCCCUGGGCGGGCACUGCUAUGAUUUUAUGUACUUCUCUGAAUGUAUUCAAUCGUAAUUGUGCCAAAAAUACUGUAAUUGUGCUUCAGAAUGAGAAUCGUCUCAGAUUUUAAAGUCAAAAAUAAGAUUCAGUCAGAAUUUGCACAAAGAUGAAGUCUGAGUAAAACUAUCAUACAGUAAGUAAAUGACACAUUUUAACCCUGUAAUGUAUUUCAUCCAUCAACUAAAUCCCCUCACGGUUAAGCACCAAAACAGUGAAUCUGGUUCAGCCAAAUGGUUGUAAAAGUCUUCUGAAUUUUUCUCCCUAUGUAUCGUUGAAGGGAAAUUUUGUUUUAGGUGAUCAUCUACACUCAGAAAAUAUCCCACUGUAUUGAUAUUGUGCACACGUGUACGAACGAAUACAGUGUAUUUUACUGUACGUGUCCCAAUCUGUGUGUGACUGAAGGGAAAAUGGCGAAUGAGAUCGGGCAUACAGUGAGUAAGUAUGCCCAUUUGUGAGAGAGUGAGUAUGUUAGAGGCUAGAUGUGGAGGCUUUGUGCUAUAAAAAGCAGCUCUUCCAUCCGUGUUAUAUUUGUCACAUACUCAGAGAGUGUUGCCCCAGACAGUAGUGAGGCGCCCAUGCCCACACCUGAGAUAUCCCUCAAGGUCUCGCCUCCACCCCCAGGUGGGUACCCAUGCACUGGUGUCAUACUCCUCCUUUCUCCCCUUCCUCCCCCUUUAUUAUGUUCCACCUUGCAUACCCCUCCUUUCUCCCCUCCCACACUCUUCCCAGGUGAUUCGUUUGCACACCAUACUGACAACACGCGUGUUUGUUGUUUGUGUGUCCACCGUUCUUAUUUCUCUUCUUUUAUAAUGGGAUUUCUCGACGGUUCCUCGAUGACACACACAUUCACACACAAACAAUAUGCAUAUAAGUCAAAAUAGUCUACGUGCGAUCCGAAUAAGUCAACUUCCUGAUAAGCAGCACAUAUGAUGCACAUAAUUACGUAGUUGCACUGCUGCUAACACACUCCCGUGCUUACGUUGCUGUGAUGCUCUGUCCCCAAUACUGGCUUGUGCUUUCUCUACCAAGUACAGUGGGGAGAACAAGUAUUUGAUACACUGCCGAUUUUGCAGGUUUUCCUACUUACAAAGCAUGUAGAGGUCUGUAAUUUUUAUCAUAGGUACACUUCAACUGUGAGAGACGGAAUCUAAAACAAAAAUCCAGAAAAUCAUAUUGUAUUAUUUUUAAGUAAUUAAUUUGUAUUUUAUUGCAUGACAUAAGUAUUUGAUCACCUACCAACCAGUAAGAAUUCCGGCUCUCACAGACCUGUUAGUUUUUCUUUAAGAAGUCCUCCUGUUCUCCACUCAUUACCUGUAUUAACUGCACCUGUUUGAACUCGUUACCUGUAUAAAAGAAACCUGUCCACACACUCAAACAGACUCCAACCUCUCCACAAUGGCCAAGACCAGAGAGCUGUGUAAGGACAUCAGGGAUAAAAUUGUAGACCUGCACAAGGCUGGGAUGGGCUACAGGACAAUAGGCAAGCAGCUUGGUGAGAAGGCAACAACUGUUGGCGCAAUUAUUAGAAAAUGGAAGAAGUUCAAGAUGACGGUCAAUCACCCUCGGUCUGGGGCUCCAUGCAAGAUCUCACCUCGUGGGGCAUCAAUGAUCAUGAGGAAGGUGAGGGAUCAGCCCAGAACUACAUGGCAGGACCUGGUCAAUGACCUGAAGAGAGCUGGGACCACAGUCUCAAAGAAAACCAUUAGUAACACACUACGCCGUCAUGGAUUAAAAUCCUGCAGCGCACGCAAGGUCCCCCUGCUCAAGCCAGCGCAUGUCCAGGCCCGUCUGAAGUUUGCCAAUGACCAUCUGGAUGAUCCAGAGGAGGAAUGAGAGAAGGUCAUGUGGUCUGAUGAGACAAAAAUAGAGCUUUUUGGUCUAAACUCCACUCGCUGUGUUUGGAGGAAGAAGAAGGAUGAGUACAACCCCAAGAACACCAUCCCAACCGUGAAGCAUGGCGGUGGAAACAUCAUUCUUUGGGGAUGCUUUUCUGUAAAGGGGACAGGACGACUGCACCGUAUUGAGGGGAGGAUGGAUGGGGCCAUGUAUCGCGAGAUCUUGGCCAACAACCUCCUUCCCUCAGUAAGAGCAUUGAAGAUGGGUCGUGGCUGGGUCUUCCAGCAUGACAACGACCCGAAACACACAGCCAGGGCAACUAAGGAGUGGCUCCGUAAGAAGCAUCUCAAGGUCCUGGAGUGGCCUAGAAAAUAGAAAAUCUUUGGAGGGAGCUGAAAGUCCGUAUUGCCCAGCGACAGCCCCGAAAGGUCUGUAUGGAGGAGUGGGCCAAAAUCCCUGCUGCAGUGUGUGCAAACCUGGUCAAGACCUACAGGAAACGUAUGAUCUCUGUAAUUGCAAACAAAGGUUUCUGUACCAAAUAUUAAGUUCUGCUUUUCUGAUGUAUCAAAUACUUAUGUCAUGCAAUAAAAUGCUAAUUAAUUACUUAAAAAUCAUACAAUGUGAUUUUCUGGAUUUUUGUUUUAGAUUCUGUCUCUCACAGUUGAAGUGUACCUAUGAUAAAAAUUACAGACCUCUACAUGCUUUGUAAGUAGGAAAACCUGCAAAAUCGGCAGUGUAUCAAAUACUUGUUCUCCCCACUGUAUGUCACCGUUGUGUGUGUGUGACUGUAUGAGGUACUGAAAUAUUGUAUUGGAAUAUGGAAUUAUCCACAGGAAGUCCAUUCAGUGUGAAUGAGGAAGUAUAGGUUUAAUUGUUACAUUCAGCAGGUAGCCGUCAAUAGAUUCCAUUGCUUGUGUUACAUUGUAAUUAAGUCUUGUACAAGCUUGCUGAAUAAGUAAAACUCUACUUCCUUGAAGUUUCCAGGACUAGCUAUAGAUGUGCAAUGACCAGAUUGGUAACAUCCCUACAUUUUUACUUGGUAGUUGGCAAUGAGAUGGAGAACUAUUUAUAAUUUGUAUCAAUUUUGAACGCUUGUCAUGCAUUCAGACAUGACUGUCAAUGGAAAGACCCAAUCUGGUUGCUGGCUAUCUAUGCUCAUCCAUUCCCAGCCAGCACCUCAUAUAUACUGCAGUGUUUUGAGAGGCUGUCAGUGCUUUUGCUCGAGGCUUGCUGCUCCAGCCUGGCGUUGUUAUCUGCCGUACAGAACAACCGGUAGAGACUGAGGGGAAGGAUCCACAGCCCAUAGAGGUGCUUAAGCCUGUAGAGCCUCAGCCUGUGGUUGCUAAGGAACCAGAACCAGUAGAGAAUGGGUCUAAAGAACCAGAACCAGAGGCGGUUGCGGUCAGGGCUAAAGAGCAAGUAGAGUCUGUGAACUCUGAAGUAAAGGAGGAGGCCCCGUCCCCUUGCUCACCCCCACCGCCUGGUAAGUAUAAUUCACUCAGCCAUUCACAGUAAAAGCGCAUGCUGUUUACUAUAACUAAAGCUAUAACUGAAGGCCCAGAGUUUUUCCUGAUCAGGUCAUGUGGUUAGGAAAAACUCCAGGCUCUACUCAUAAAUAGUAACAAGCGCUUCCGUUCAAUUGUCCCACUCUCAAACCAUUGAUUGAAGCAGUUUGACUCUAGUCUGUGCUAGAGUCAGAUUCAUAGUGUUGGUCUUGGCUAAGGCCCUUUAUAUUCUCCCAAUAGAUUGUAUGGGCCAAAGUUCCAUUCAAAUCAGGCAAUGUAUUGAUUGAAUCUGUAUGAAUCAGGGUUUUAUUUGGAUUGAAGCGCUGUUUAUAAUGACAGACAGAGACACCCUUUCCCUCAAUGGCCGCUAUGACCCAAUGUGAUGGACUUCAUUGGCAUUUACAGGACAACAGCCAUACAUUGGUUCUUGCUUUGCUUUCUGCAGUGUCGACUAGUGCAUUUUUAUAUACAUUAAGUUCUAAGACUUCUAAGGCGAAUGUGCCCCCAAAGUUGUGACUGAUAGCUUUUUCAUGGUAAAACGGCACAUGUAGGCUACAUGUAAAUGCAGCACAGUUCAGUGUGCACUUUAUGGCACUUACAGUUGGAGUUAGCAGUUUGCUUGUAUUAGAAAAUGAUGACUGAAAGAAACUUAGUGCUGUGUGAGUGGAGGAGAUAGACGGUAAAUUUAAUCUGUGAGAGCCUUGUCCCAAUUCAGCAACCCCCUUACCUACGGUGAAGGAGGAAGCAGAGCCAGUUGUUAUGGAGGUUACCCAACCUCCAGAACCAGUUGUUACAGUGGUUACCCCACCACCACCCCCACCUCCAGAACCAGUUGUUACGGUGCAGGUUACCCCACCACCACCCCCACCUCCAGAACCAGUUGUUACGGUGCAGGUUACCCCGCCACCACCCCCACCACCAGCAGGUCUGGAAGAGUGUGUGUCUGUGCGUAUGCAAGAACGUGUGUAUAUAGGUAGGCUACGUUUAUGUGCGUAUGCACGAACAUGUGUUGGUGUGUGUGUGUAUGUGUCUAUGUUUGUGUGUGUGUGUGUUUUCUGUGUCUUUUCUUCUCAGUACAGUUUACAGACUGUUUCUAGCUGAGGGUCUAGGUUUCAUAGUGAGGUUAUAAUGUAGCAACAAGCCCUUGAACGCUCUCUCUAUAACGUCCUUAUUUUAAAGAAAUAGCGCCCCUUGUGUGCACUUCCAGUAAUACCGUAUACCCAGGUAUGGUACAGAAACGGUAUGAAAAUCUGGAUACCACCCAACACUACUCUCUAUAAUGUCUCUGGAGGUGGAGCUGAGCUCAGUUACUCUUUUGAUCGACGACAAGCAAGUUAGGUCUUAAUCUUUCGUAUCCCUUGUGGACAUUCUUGUGUUCUUCUGGCUGCUGCUUGUCAACUUCAAUCUCUCUCUUCCUCUCACAGUGCUUCUCACUUGUGCUUCCAGCUUUCCUAAACCAAGCUUGUGGUGUUACGCAUAAUUCCUUUAUCUUACGUACACGUGUGAUCUCUCACAUCACCGUCCACUCCCAUCCCAUAGACACUGGUGUGGUCUCUCACAGGACACGCUUCGAUCUCAUGAUAAACACGUUUGUGGUCUCGUACACUUCAUCUAUCCAUUUCAAAGACAUGCAUAUGUGGUGGUGUUGUGUCGUGUCAGUCCCAUGUUCUGUCUUGUCUUGCAUGCUUUGUCUUGUGGCUUGUCUUGUUGGCCUGCCGUGCCGGUGAUGGACUUGGAGCUUUUUGAUAGGUGGGUCUGUGUCAAUCACACCUUUAUUGCAGAUAAAGAUGAUGACGCUACAACCAACACCCCAUCACCACCGCCCCCACCAGGUUGGUAACCAUGACAAACCAUCCCCCCUUUCCCACCGUUUCAAGUCAGUUACCAUGGAGACUCCACUAUGUGACAGUGCUCCCAUCAACACCCCAAAAGUCAUUUUUGCUGGAGACAGUUACUGUGGGGAAGAGUCUAACUAUAGAGAACACUAUGGAUAGAUUGUGGAUGGGUCUCUCACCUGCCAGUCUUUUAAACAUCAGGUUUUUCUCAGACCUUUGGAAUAUAUAUUCCUGAUGUGCAUUUAAUACUUGCACAUGGCAUCUUGCUGGUUAGAAUAUUCAGGAUCAGCUCUUAAACUAUUGCAAUAUAUGUUUGUGCAUAUCACAUACAUAUGUUGUUUACAUGCAUGCCAAUUCAAAAAUGCCAAAGCAUAAUUCCUACAAGCACAUAAACCUUUAAUUAUUAUAAUUCUCAAAUAAAGGUAUGGAUGUGAAGAUCACAUCUCACAUGUAUACUGUAUAUAUACACACAGACCUUGACUUUUUCUACAUUUUGUUGUCUUACAGCCUGAAUUUAAAAUUGAUUAAAUAGAGAAUUUGUGUCACUGGCCUACACACAAUGAUGUCAAAGUGGAAUUAUGUUUUUUUAUUUUUUUAAACAAAUUACUUAAAAAUGAAAAGCUGAAAUGUCUUGAGUCAAUAAGUAUUCAAACCCUUUGUUAUGGCAAGCCCAAAUAAGUUCAGGAGUAAAAAUGUGCUUAACAAGUCACAUAAUAAGUUGCAUGGAAUCACUCUGUGUGCAAUGAUAGAGUUUAACAUGAUUUUUGAAUGACUACCUCAUCUCUGUACCCCACACAUACAAUUAUCUGUAAGGUCCCUCAGUCGAGCAGUGAAUUUCAAACACAGAUUCAACCACAAAGACCAGGGAGGUUUUCCAUUGCCUUGCAAAGAAGGGCACCUAUUGGUAGAUGGGUAAAACAAAAAAAGAGCAGACAUUGAAUAUCCUUUUGAACAUGGUGUAGUUAUUAAUUACACUUUGGAUGGUGUAUCAAUACACCCAGUCACUACAAAGAUACAGGCGUCCUUCCUAACUCAGUUGCCGGAGAGGAAGGAAACUGCUCAGGGAUUUCACCAUGAGGCCAAUGGUGACUUUAAAACAGUUACAGAGCUGAAUGGCUGUGAUAGGACAAAACGGAGGAUGGCUCAAAGACAUUGUAGUUACUCCACAAUACUAACAUAAAUGACAGAGUGAAAAGAAGGAAGCCUGUACAUAAUAAAAAUAUUGCAUCCUGUUUGCAGUAAGGCACUAAAGUAAAACUGCUAAAAAUGUGGCAAAGAAAUUAACUUUAUGUCCUGAAUACAAAGUGUUAUGUUUGGGGCAAAUCCAACACACCACAUCACUGAGUACCACUCCUCAUAUUUUCAAGCAUGGUUGUGGCUGCAUCAUGUUAAGGGUAUGCUUGUCAUCGACAAGGACUAGGGAGUUUUUUUGUUUAAAAAGAAACGGAAUAGAGCUAAGCACAGGCAAAUCCUAGAGGAAAAUCUGGUUCAGUCUGCUUUCCAACAGAUACUGGGAGACAAAUGCACCUUUCAGCAGGACAAUAACCUAAAACACAAGGCCAAACAUACGCUGGACUUGCUUACCAAGACGACAUUGAAUGUUUUCACUUUUUCAUUAAGGGGUAUUGUGUGAUGGGUGAGAGGGGAAAAACCAAUUUAAUCCAUUUUGAAUUCAGGCUGUAACAUGACAAAAUGUGGAAUAAGUCAAGGGGUGUGAAUACUUUUUGAAGGCACAGUAUAUACACACAUACCACAUAUGCUCAUAAUGUAUACUGUAUGUAUAUUAUAUGUUAUGUAUAUAUGAUGAUAUUAUACAUGUAUUGUUUUGGUUUGUCCUAGACCUCAACUAUGUUGAUACCAUCCCGGUUCUCUUAUCUUGAAUUGUCUUAUAUGUAUUCAUAUUUAAUUCAUUGGAAAUUGUUGGUAAGAGUAAUUGGAAGUUUCAUGUCAUACUUUUUCCGAUUACAAGGCCAUAAGGACAAUUUGUCAUACUUUUUUUUGUCAAUCAUCACAAAGGGUCAAUAGCAAUAUUCCUCACCAGAGUCAAAUAAAUUGACUAGUUAAAAACACAAAUUAAUACCAAUAAUACUGUGCUUUCUUUCACAGAGGAUGCCAAUACACUCAAGAAACUCUCUAUUGAGAUGCCUAGUAAGAUCUCUCUGUUAAUCAUACAACUAUAGCUCUGACCAAACUGGUCAUUUUGAUCAGAAUGUUACAACUGCCUGGAUGUAGGAAACAUGUUUGGAGACAUGUUUAUUUCUAGAAGGUGUUUUGUGUGAUUUUUUUAAGUUAGUUAUUUUUCCAACCUUAAGAUAUGAGAUUGUUAACGGUGAAAUAUAUUGCAUUAACACCAUAAUUGACAAGAUUUUAUAUAUUUUUAUGAAAAAGGAAUUAUACGAAUUUAAGGAUUUUAAGGGUCUCCUUUUCUGCAAUUUUUUGUUUGGCACAUAAAUGUUAUACAUAUUUAUGUGAACACAUUUGGAACUCUGAUCAUAAUGCAACGAUACAUUUAGUAUAAAACUGUAUUUUAAGAAAUACAAAGGCAUCAAAGAAGAUUCAAUACUGAUUAUCCUCCCUGGUGAAACCUAGCAAUAUACAACAAUGUACAUAGUUACGGCUUUUGAUUAGCAGCUUGCAUCAUUUAUGUCAGAAUUCCUCAGGGCUCAGCUUGCUUACUGUUAGAUGUCUUGUAUUGCUUGCUGGUCCUGUAUGUUUGUGUGUGCUUGCUUCCGUGGACUUUACAGUACUAUUUCUUAUAAUAUGCUGUAAAUUUCUCUCUGUCUUUGUUUAGAUGAUAGCGUCCAUGUGUCAGCCAUGGGGAGAAAAGACUCAGGUAAUACUAUGUAACAAAAGCCAUAAUAACCAUCCUAUCAGAUGUGAAGUUUUCAAUAGCAGAGCUCCAGAAUAGCAGUAUUCUCUAUGGAUCAAGCCCACCCACAAAAAGUGUUAGUCUCUUAGCUAGCUCUUUUCAUUUUCCCUGCAUAGCUGGUCCAAUGGAACCUGGCUUGGCAUACUUUAAAAGCUCCGUUUUAUUUGGACUAUGUUGUGCUCCAUGAAAAAUACUGGUUUUCUAAAAUGUCAUAGUUCAACUCCUUCGUUCCUCUCCAAUGCUUGUAGGACGCUAUAGGACUUUUGGACAUUUUCAUCUUUUUCAAGUAAAUUCAAUUAUUUAAGUGCCCUAGUUGAGUGUUAGUCUUUGAGUCAGGGAUGAAAUAAACUGGGGUAGUGUAGCUGGGUCUUUUGCAGUAGGUAGCGAGGGUUUGGGCUAAAGGGACUCCCUACGUAGGUCUGUCUAUAGCAGUUUCAACACAUGUGGAGCAUGGCGACUGCUGACAUGAGUCCUAGUCCACUUAGUCUUUUGAGAUCUCAAAGAAGACCGGAUCAUCUAGAAAAUGAAGAACGUAUCAAUCGAUAUACUUUUGCACACAGCAAAGGAGUCCACUCCGAAAUGGUAUUCAUUAAAAACCCGUAGCGCUUUUUCCAGUACAGGUAUUUGUUCUAUGUUCCAUGUUCUUAUGCUUUCCAUGUUGCACAAUGUUAUGCUUUCCAUGUUGCAGCUGCCAUGAACAGCUGAGGAACAGUGUGAAUGUAUUUCUGUCUGUCUAUCUACCUUGGGAAGUAUAUAACUUUCAGAUCCCUUGAGUACAGUAUGCGAGGAGUGUGUGUUGGUCUGUUGGUGUUGCGUUUUUGUGUGAUGGUGUGUGUCCGUCUCUCCUGAUCGACCAGUGUGGUCUCUAGGAGAGGGACAGGCUCCAGAGGACCUUGACAAGCCCAUAGACACCCCACCGCUGUCCAGCCUGCUCAUAGAAAGUCCCCAGGGCGGAUCCAUCACUGUGGGUGAGUGCCUGCUGAGUGAGCUCUCCUCUCACAGCUGCUGUAAACCAGAGAUGAUAUACUCGUAGAGACAUUUUAAAACCCUUACAUGUAUUAGAUUUGUACUGGUCAAGGUCUUUUAGAUUUGACUGUAAGAGGAAAGAUCCUCAUUCUCUCUGCUCUCUCUUCUCUCUCUCCUCUCUCUCUCUCUCUCUCUCUCUCUCUCUCUCUCUCUCUCUCUCUUCUCUCUCUCUCUCUCGCUCUCUCUCUCUCUCUUCCUCUGCUUCUCUUCUCUCUCUUGCGUCUCUCUCUUUCUCUGCCUCUCUCUCUCUCUCUCUCUCUCUCCUCUCUCUCUUCCCUCUCUCUUCGUUCUCUCCUUCCUCUCUGCCUCUCUCUCACUAUUGUAUUUAUUCUCUCCAAGAGAAGGGACCUCUGGUAACCAUGUGUAGGACAUCUAUCCACCUCAAAGGCUAUUCCCAACAUGGACAUGCUGUGUUUUACAUGUUCACCAGGUGGAGACAUCUCCUUUGUUGCCAAGGUGGAGGCCAAAGACCUGCUCCGUAAACCCACCAUCAAGUGGUUCAAAGGGAAAUGGAUGGACCUGGCCAGCAAGACUGGAAAGCACUUACAACUUAAAGAAACCUUUGACCGACGCACCAAGGUAGACACCCUCCCAUGUAUGGCUCUAUGUAUGUUAACACACACACACACACACACAUUGGUCCCCUAGCUGUCCAUCCGAUUCCUAUGUAUCGCCCCGCAGAUUCACACAUUUGAGAUGCAUAUCAUCAAGGCCAAAGACAACUAUGCUGGAAACUACAGGUGUGAGGUCACCUACAAGGACAAAUUUGACAGCUGCUCCUUUGACCUGGAAGUGAAAGGUUUGUUGCACUGUUUGAGUCUGUCAUACAGCAAAGAACACACACUGAAACACAAGCAAUAAUAAUAUAAUAUACUGUGUUAUUGUUUUGCAUUAUUGUCUUUCAGAACUGGAACAGUCACAGAGUGUUGAUAUUCGAUCAGCUUUCAAAAGAAGGUAAUGAGAGCAACACAGUCUGACCACAUUAUUUCGAUUUUUUUAAACAGCCAGUUAGUAGACUAGCCAAGUUUUCAGUCAACAACAGAGUGAUAUUUUUACAGUUAGCGUUUAGAUUUAGCGUUUGACUUAUGAAUAUCCUUUUUUCUCAUAAUGAUAAAUAUGACAAUAAUAACAUUAAACAAAAACUUCACUGGUUUCGAGCAAGAUUCAUUACACAUGGCAAAUAAACUUGAAAAUGUACAUUUGAGUAUCAGAUACGUGGGAUACAUUGUGGCUCAGUAGGAAAACCAUGGCACUUAUCACAAACCAACAUGAGAACAUAGUGUUUGAAACAUAAUGGCCAUGAAAUCGGAUGUGAUUAACCUUUAUUAAGGUAUUACCAAUCAACGUGUUCAACAGCUCAAAGGCCAAUGCUUGCAUUUGAAACUCCCUCCCAACAAUGUGUCAGAAAGCAACGCAAAACAUCCCAGACCCAUAGCAUUAUCCCAACGUAGCUGCUCAGUGAUGCUCCUGCAACACAGCAGAAACAUUGUGGAAAUGUUGUCAUAUGCUGGCUGGGAUCGCUCUCGAUACUCCUUACACAAACCAGUUCGUUAGAAGCAUUUAAUUGGAAAUGAACCGAAAGGGUUUUUGUGUAAGCCACCAAUCAUGUGUUAGUCUGGACCUAAUGCAUUUGAUUGAAGUCAGUAGCCGCUGCUUUGCGUUGUUCUUUUAGCAUUGUUUAUCUAGUUGCCUGUUACUGUUUCUACUCUGAUUAAAUCUCCAUUAAUCUCUUCUUGUUAACAACAGCAGUGAAGGACACGAGGAUGCAGGGGAUCUUGACUUUAGUGGUCUUCUUAAACAUAGGUGAGAGUCACUGUCGGUCCUCAAGGGGACAGUCUUAUUUUUCAUUUUUAUUUUUUACUAUGCCCUUGUUUUGGGUGUUUACCUCUUUUCUCUUUAUUUUAGUUUGCCCCAGCAACCUCCAUUGACUCUUUUACUCUUCCAAAUUGGUUUCUUAUUUUAACACAUGGUAUAUAUGUGCAUUACAAUAUAGUAUAAUAUAUUAAAGAGUGCAGUAUAUUAGUUAGUACAUAGGUGAAGUACCACGUACUGUAAGAGUACAUCAUUUCAUUAAUAUCAGGUGCUACAGUGAAUCACAUACAACGUUACUAUUUAGUACACUAUCUACUCUCACAUAUUGAUAACUUUUUGAGUUUCUGUUUUCAUUUGUAAAUACAAAUCUACAUUUUUUUCUUGGUUCAAACAACAGCAUGUUUUUUCAAUGUACUGCCAUGAGUACAAUAGACCUAGGCAGACCGUGACACUUCACUGAGGUAAAAUUACACAUUUAUUUGGGCUUGUCUCUUCUUCUUCCCUACAUAUUCAGAAACCAAAGGUUAGUAGAGAGAAUACCCUAGGUAAUUAAACGAUUAGACCUUACUGCGGGGUAAGUACUAUAAUCCUGUAGCGUCCCCAGCAUGGAAUGUAGCUCUAGGAUCUGGAACAAGCAAGAGUGUUGGCCUACUGUAGCACGGUAACACUUCAUUUACAGCCGACAUUCUCAAAUGCUCCAUUAACAAUCAGUAAGGAUGGAAAUGGACUUUGCGUCAUAAAGUAUCUCUGCUGUUUGGGAUGACCACUUUUUUGAUCAACAGUAGAGUUCAAUAAUACUGUGUUUAUGAGGCAAAAUGACUCCCAUUUCGGAUUAUUAAUGAUCUGCUAGUGGACCAUUUUAUGAAUGAUGCUGUGAAAUAGUGUUAUCGCUACAUUGUCAUUUUAUUUCAACUUAGAAAUACAAGGCACAUAUCACAAUGUUUAUUUCAGUCUACACAGUAAUUGCCUGAAAAUAAACAAGAAGAGAGAUGCAUAAGAAUGAAAUAAUAAUUUCAUGCUUUUUUACCUCCAAAGCUUUCCGACAUUUGGGAAAAUGUCCAUGAAAGAACGGACUGAUUGAAUGAUCUUUAUUUAGCUGCCUAAUGUAUCUACUCACGCCCAGGGCAACAUGCUUAUUAACCUGGAUCUCACAGAUCUAACAUCCCCUAUGGACGCCUAGCCUUCCAUCUCUAACACGGUCAGAGCGUCUCUGAAGUGGUGAUGAGUGAACACACUGAGACACAAGGCAAAGGGAUGGGCAAUGUGAAUAGAAAGAGAAAGAAUGUAGACAGUCUUUAUCAGCAGCAAAUCUCGGAGUAAGAGCUCCCCAUAUUCCUGCAUGCAGAACCUAGCUCAGUAGUUUUUUCCCCAAAUUGUUUCAUUCUAUUGAGGUGUCAUGUUUAUCCCACCCCCAAGGAACAAAAGUAGCCUAGUAGCAUUGAUCAGUUUAUGACCUUCUUUGAUAUUCAUUAAUACAGCACUGAUAAAAUCCUGACUUUAAUUUAGUUUCUCCUGCAAAAUCUCCAGACUAAAAGAACUCGACCCUGGUCAAAACCCCUACCUGAAACAUAUUCAACUCCCUUGUAAUAAUCUGAUCCCUCUACUUGCCUCAGCAGUAAAACCCUUCCUAUAUGAUAUAAUACAUAUAAUAGACUAGCCACCCCCUCUCCCCUCUAACGCCUCAUCCAGAGAUGAUGUCAGAGGACAGGUACAGUGCUUCAGAACACGCCCAUCCCUUUGUGUGACAUGUCCUGAGGAACUCAGUGGGGAGAGAGAGAAGGGAGUGAGAGAAAGUGUGUCUGAUAAAAGGAGAGAGAGAGCGAGAGAGAGGGAGAGAGAAGAAGAUAAAUGACUAUAGAAACAAAGCAGAUCAGUAGAACAGAUGAGGGGAAACACUCUUAAACUCAUUUAGUAGGUAGUUCCUAUCUACAGUAGAUGCAACAGAGAGUAGUCUUCCUUCACCACAGUCACCGUCCCUUUUCUAGUACCCUAUCCCAUUUCCCCACCCAAUACCCCCCAUAGGGAGCAGUUCCUCAGGACACGUCGCGAUAGCCCAUCGCGUGGCCCCAGCCCUCACACCCUCCCCUCGUGUCCUGCCCCAGGGAGCCCAAGCAGGAGGAGACCCCCGAAGUGGACGUGUGGGAGAUCCUGAAGUCGGCCAGGCCAGACCAGUACGAGAAGAUCGCCUUUGAGUACGGCAUAACAGACCUGCGGGGUCUGCUCAAGAGGCUGAAGAAGACCAAGAAAGAGGAGAAGAAGAGUGAAGGUGCUGAAUUGAGUGUUUGUCCAUGCGACUGUGUAUCACUGUUGGGAUUAUGCUGCACAGAUGCACUAUGGAUUUAGAUUGUUUAGCUCAUAAUCAGCUAAUCUGUGAUUUUUUCAGGGGAAAGGCACACGUUUCAGUGGUUUUCUAUAGGAUGUGUAACCAUUGUCAUGGAAUGUUGUAUUUUUUGCAAAGCUUUUGCCAAGAAGUUGGAUCCAGCAUACCAGGUGGACAAAGGAGGGAAGAUCCGCUUAGUGGUGGACCUUGCAGACCCCACAGUAGAGCUGAAAUGGUACAAGAACGGCCAGGAGAUCCGUCCAACUCCAAAGUAUGUCAAGCUUUUUCUUCUUUCUUAAUGUGUUAGUCUUCUAUAUGUUUUUCUCUAUUUCGUCUUUUCACAAAUGAAAGGCAUUUUUGGGAGUUCCUCAUGAAAUGUGUUUCAUUCGUGGUUUAGUCCUCAUUGCCAGUCCCCUGGUACUUGUAGUUUUUAUCUGUUCCUUGUCACGUCUCUCAGCGUUGAAAAGCAAUGGUUCACAUGCUAGUGUUUCUGAUGGUCUCGCGGUGUACACAAGCAAGCAAGGACGCAUACACCCACACGUGCGCAUCAAAAUACACAUUGUUUUACACCAAUAAUUGCUUUCACAUAAUGACACACACACAUAGCCCUGUGUGACCCUGUUAUGAACAGGGGUUUUCCUCUACUGCCUCAUCCCUUGUAAACCAGGGACAACGCUGACCCUACAUCCCCUUUACACCCAUACAGAGCUCCCAUUGUGCCCAGACACACACAGCCACAGCCCAGAUCUCUGCACUGUAAACCAUUGCCAACUGAUGCCCAGUGAACAAAUAACGUUCUCUCAACACUAAUGUGGUGUUAAUAAGAUGCCACAUGCAUCUCACCAGCGCAUCAAGAACGUUAUGUGUUUGCAGGGCAGUGUGUGGCCCUGAGCUACAUUUGAGUGGAAAUGUACUGUUUGAUGUUUUAAAUAAUGGUCCUUUGCUAUUAACUACAGGUCCUUCUCUGUAGAGGGAAAUGGCAGUACCUUCUUCACAGGUCUUUAACUGACUCUGGCUUUGUAACAUUCAAUGGAUGAUCUAUUAUUUUGAUAGCUGUGUACCCCACCAAUGUUAGUGUACCAUAAAUAUAAUAUGGCGUAGUUUAAGUGUAUUGAUCUUACCACAUCGUUAAUGGGAAUGUAUAACGAAAAGUGACUUUUGUUAUUUUCUUAGCUCUCUCUGGAAAUAAUUUGUAUAAUUAAGUGAUAAUGCCCGAGUAGCCAGUGUUUGGAGGAUAUAUUGCCCGGGUGUUGUUAGGCCUGAGACAAAGUCGACGGCCGGCAAACCGUGCCAAUAUAUCCUCCAAACACCGGCAUCGAGGGCAUUAUCACUUUUAUACAACGGGUUAAAACAUAUUCAAAUAAUGAUUUACAUAUUUUCAUUAAAAACAUUAUUUUGAUGAAUGCAUUCAUACUAUUUCAUCCUUCCACAAGAUAUAGUCCCGACACAAAUCUAGGGUUGCUACCCAAGCUGGCUGGUCGUUCAUUCUAUUGGUUCGGUUGCCAGAGACGCGACCCAGUCGUUCAGUCUUUUUGUUCUGUGUCUAUGGACGCAACCCAGUCUUCGUUUUAAAUGUUCCAUUGCCAUACUGGCUGGCAACGUUCUUAUCCCUCGCUUGCUAGCUAGUCAAUUACGGCUCAUUUACAGUCACGUCAAACAGUGCAGCCAGAAUAACAACAGUAGCUGCAUUUGCAUUUGUUUAAGGUGUUUUCUAGUGACAUUUAUUCGGACACAUCCAUAACACUGAGCAAAUGAGGCGAUUUCACCUGGCAUAGAAAAUGUGCUCUCUCAUCAGGACAGUGUUGUUCAGAGGAGCUAGCCAACAACACAGCUAACACAUUCACUUAAAACUGAAGCUGGAAAGACUGCAAACUAGCUGCACUUCGUUUCGUUGUACCUUUUUUCAAUUGAAAUGUUUUUGUAUAUAUGCAUAAAAAUGAUGCCAGCUGAUUCAUGAUUUCGACUGGCUGAGAAACGCUGCCUGCCUGUCUGUUUCGUCCUGACUCCCGACACUUUCAUUACAAUGGGACAGCUGGAGAUUGUUUCAAUAUUCAAAUUCAAUGUUGCAGAUGUCGGAGAGACAGACAACAAGGUUUAUACAAAUCUCUGCUGUUAAAAACUAAAUGUAAGUCUAAAAGAAAUGUGAGAUAAUGUCUAGAUGCUUUUCAUAGUGGAGAUCAUGUUUAUAAAUUGCCUGGCUAGGCUGAUGAGACAGUGGAUUGCGCAGUCAGAUGGAACAGAGUAAAUAAGCAUUUUAACGUCAUAGAUUUAGCCAGUGGUAACUUGUGGAAAAGAUACCGGCUGGAAUGCGGUUUUAACCAAUCAGCAUUCAGGAUUAGACCCAACCGUUGUAUAACUACUGUUAAUACACAUACUUUUGAAAUUGUCGGAAGGUAAUCUCAUUACUCAAUCUAACACCUGUAUUAAUCGAUGUUACGAGACCUCUAUGUACCCUCAAAAUGGCAAGUCUGUCCUUAGAUUAUAAAAAGUGAAGGGUCAAUCUCAGGCUACUCUCAGUAGAGGUUGUUCAAAGCCAAGCCAAGUUAAAGCCAUCUGGGAGGUUAUUUCAGUUUUCUGGUCCCUUGUCUCCAGUGGUGUAUUUCCCAGAAUUCCCUGUUAUAAAGAUCUCUCUCUCUUAUUUUGUUGUAACACUAUUGGCUGUUACAGUCCCCUCCUCUAUCCUUCUGUCCUAUCUGUCUGUCUGUCUGUCAUGGUGCUCGUCCCUUCUCUCUGCUAUAACCACUUCCUCCUCUGGCUCCAUUCCGGCUCCACUGCUGACCUUAAGUCAAAGGAAGUAAGUCCACCCGUCCUACAUCUCUGACCUCUGGCGUGACCCCAACCCUCUGUCUACUCUGUUCCCCUGGGUGUGCACUGACAACCCACACUGAUGCAUGUUGGGAUGUGUUUGUUUGUGAAUGGGGGCAGGUCUCUGUAAAUAAAUGUGGCUGUAUAUCUGCACAUUACUACGACUUCAAUGACAAAGGUUUUUGAUUAAUAAACUAGCACAACUUUUUAUUCUUAAAAUGAUCAAAUAAAAAAUUAUAAAAUUAUACGUAUUUCUGCUUUUGGAAGACACAAGUAAGCAAAGGCAACUGUAUUUAGCUCAGUGGAUGAUAUGAAGUCUUGAAAUAAAAAAAAUAUUUCUCUCCAAGUACAUAUAGUCACAGUAUGUGGAUAUACAGUGAUUUUAUUGAUUGAUGGACUUGCUGCAUAGGUUUAUCUUUGAGCAAAAGGGCACACAGCGGAUCAUGGUCAUCAACAACUGCUGCCUGAAUGAUGACGCUGCCUAUUCUGUAGCCGCGGGAGAAGAGAAGUGUACCACAGAGCUGUUUGUCAAAGGUACCCCUCUCUAUUCCAUCACCCUUCCAUCAUCCUUCUCUCUUAAUUUUUAUGUCUCUCUGAGUAAUUAGUGUGACCAGAAUGUGGUCUCUCCACAAUUUCACACUCCACUGUUUCUAAUUAUAUUGAUGCCUGCCCCUCUUACCUUUCUGCAGAGUUACCAGUGAAGAUUACUAAAGAGAUUGAGGCAGUGAAAACGACAGUGAACGAGAGGAUUGAGUUGGAGUGUGAAGUGUCUGAAGAAGGAGCUCAAAUAAAAUGGUAGGGCCAUGUCCAACUUAGUGUGUGUGUUUUCCCUUGUGUCCCUGUGUGUGUGUGAGUGCCUCUGAGGCUAUAACCUUUUGUCUUCCCCCUUAGGUGUAAGAACGGCGUGGAGGUCCCGACCGGGCCCCGGUCACGCUACCGUGUCAAGUCUGAGGGGCUGAAACACUGGCUGAUCAUUGACGAUGCCUCAAAGGAGGACACAGGAACCUUCUCUGUCAUGGCCUCUGGGGGCACCUCUGAGGCCAAAGUCCAGGUCGACUGUGUGUAUUUCACUUCUCUCUUUUCUUCACACUUUCUCUCUUACUGAGAAACUGUAGAUCAACUAUAUUGAUUACUAUUUUUACUUUGUUCUAUCCUCUUAUUGCUUGCCGUUCUUCCGUUCAUCAGUGAAGCCACUGAAGAUUAUUCAGGAUCUGCAGGACAUGACAGUGCUUUUGGGCCAGCCCCUGAAGAUGCACUGUGAGAUCUUCCCUGGGAAUGUUCCAGGUCGCUGGUACAGGAACGGACAGCUGAUCCAGUCCAACGACCGCAUCAACAUCCUGCAAAGAGCCAAGUACGUCACCUCCCUCCCACUCGCCCAUCUCCUCAGCCCCAUACCUGUGUUCAUGGGGGUUUCAUACCUGGUCAAGUCAUGUGGACAGGAAAGAUUCUGGGCCCAAAUCAUGAUUCACCAUUAGGCCCAUGUAACCUGAGCAGGAAAAACUCUGGGCCUUAGCCCUUCCCUCUGUCCCCCUGCUUGUCUCUAGUGUCUUUUUCAUAUUGGUUAAGCUGUCUUUUCAGGAGCAAGCCUACAGUAUUCACUUGUUUUCUUGUUUUGACAGGAACCACCGAUUAGAAAUUGCGAACAGCACCAUUCACGAUGCCGGGGAUUAUACCUUUGUGCCAGAGGGAUACAGUCAGAGCCUCUGUGCCAAAGUUCAUAUCAUUGGUACAGUCAUUUUAAUGAUACAAAACCAUCCGUGGGUUGAUAGGAAUACUAUAGAGCACUUACUUGUUUUCUUCCUUGUCCCGUUCCUACAGAUCCUCCCAGGGUGCACCUGGAGAGCUUGAACUUCCCUGACAACACGGUGACCAUUGUGGCAGGAAAUAAACUUCGCGUGGAAAUCCCCAUCAGUGGAGAACCAGCACCCAGGGUGGUAUGGAUGAAGGGAGAGAGGGUGAGUGCUGACCUGGGUCAAAAUAGGCUUCAUUGUGCUUAAUUGUUGUUGGAAAUACAGUCUACAUACUGAAUGUAUGGGUACAACACAAUCUACUAUUUGCCAUCGUAGGUAAUCCUUGACUCGGGCCACCGUGUGCGAGCUGAAACCUUCACGGACCACACCAGCCUCACCAUCGACAUCGCAGAGAAGGAAGACACAGGAAACUACAAGCUAGUCCUGCAGAACGAGGCUGGGGAAGCAACGGCUAGCGUCAAAGUCAAGGUGGUGGAUAUCCCAGACCCUCCUGAAGUUCCCCUAGUCCCGGAAGUGGGGGGAGACUGGUGCUCUAUGACAUGGGACCCCCCGAUCUAUGACGGCGGCUCACCCAUCUUAGGUAGGUGUGUUUGGGGGAUAUAUGCUAACAAGUUGGAUAUUCUGGUGUGUGUGUGAUAUAGAACGAUGCUUUUCCCCAAAGGCUACUUCAUCGAAAGGAAGAAGAAGCAGAGUUCCAGGUGGAUGAGGCUGAACUUUGACCUGAACAAAGAGACCACAUUUGAGCCUAAAAAGAUGAUUGAGGGUGUCCCGUACGAGGUGCGCGUCUUUGCUGUGAAUGCCAUCGGCGUGUCCAAACCCAGCGAGCCAUCCAAAGCCUUUGUGCCCCUGGGUGAGUUCUGAGUACCCACUGUUCGCUUGGCAAUGUAAACCUUUGUGACAAAGCCAGUGAGGUGACACCUACAGUACAAAGGCAUUAUCCUGUUAUAUGAGCCAAUACAGUUUAUCCUGUGGUUAUAUCAUACCACGAUAGUGAGAGAAAAAUGAAAGAGCCGGUGCUGUGAUACUGUGUGAUAGUGCAGGCCAUUGUGUGGGCUGCCCUUCCCCUUUGCAGCUGUUCCUCUGAUACCCCACUAUUCCAAGCAUUCUGCAUUUUGACUGUGCCCUCCACUGGAUGUGGCCAGAGCUUUAGGAGAUAUUAAAUAUGUCUUUAUAAUGGCUGCCAAAUCAACUAGGGCUUAUAGGUUUAGGAGAUCAGCCUCCCACAGGGUUCAAUAGGAGUUAAACGUGAUGCAGAAUGUAAGAAUAGACGUUAAGAGCCGCCCCCUAAUGAGAUCUGAUGAACAGAUUGAUGGCAUACCAGCGCCAGCUGGAGGGGUUUCCCACUCAUAUGGGCAUGGGGUGUUUGUUAGGUAUACUACAUUGUAUGCAUUAUACUGUACUGGAGAUCCACUUUUGACAAGUCAUGAAACAUAUGCCGUACAAGCAAGGACAUGUUUGUGUGAAGUUCAAACCUUGUAACACUCUCACACUGAUUGCCCUCAGCUGUGACCAGCGAGCCCACCAUGCUGGUGGUGGAUGAUAUCACAGACACCACGGUGACCAUGAAGUGGCGUCCCCCAGACACCAUCGGAGCUGCAGGCUUAGACGGCUAUCUGGUGGAGUAUUGCAUCGAAGGAAGUAAGAAACUUUGUGUUUUUUAAGUAGAACACACUAGACUUUUCAUGAUCAGGAGAAACUCCAGGCCCUGUUAAUAAGUAUUACCUGCUAUGUUAAGUGUAUGGACAUGUUCUCCACAGCUGAUGACUGGAGAGUAACCAAUAAGGAGCUGACAGAGAAGACUAAGUACACUAUCACUGGUCUCCCUCCAGAGGCUAAGAUCCUGGUAAGGGUAAGGGCAAUUAAUGCCGCCGGCGCCAGCACUCCCAGAACACUUCAGCACUCUAUCCUGGUCAAAGAGGUCAUCGGUGAGUCCUAGCCACUCUCCACUUCUCUUUUUGAAGUCUGUAUUUAUUAUUUAUUAGCAAGGCUUAAGCAACAGGGCUAGGAACAUGACAUUUGAUACACAAGUCCAAAGGACAAGUGUUCAUGAAAGAUUUACAGUGCCUUCGGAAAGUAUUCAGACCCCUUGACUUAUUCCACAUUUUGUUACGUUACAGCCUUAUUCUAAAAUUGAUUAAAUAAAAAAAAUCCUCAGCAAUCUACACAGAAUACACCAUAAUGACAAAGCGAAAACAGGUUUUUAGAAAAAAGUAUGAAUGUAUUAUAAUAAAAAAAACAGAAAUACCUUAUUUACAUAAGUAUUCAGACCCUUUGCUAUGAGACUCGAAAUUGAGCUCAGGUGCAUCCUGUUUCCAUUGAUCAUCCUUGAGCUGUUUCUACAACUUGAUUGGAGUCCACCUGUGGUAAAUUCAAUUGAUUGGACAUGAUUUGGAAAGGCACACACCAGUCUAUAUAAGGUCUCACAGUUGACAGUGCAUGUCAGAGAAAAAACCAAGCCAUGAGGUUGAAGGAAUUGUCCGUAGAGCUCCGAGACAGGAUUGUGUCGAGGCACAGAUCUGGGAAAGGGUACCAAAAACUUUCUGCAGCAUUGAAGGUCCCCAAGAACACAGUGGCCUCCAUUCUUAAAUGGAAGAAGUUUGGAACCACCAAGACUCUUCCUAGAGCUGGCCGCCCGGCCAAACUGAGCAAUCGGGGGAGAAGGGCCUUGGUCAGGGAGGUUACCAAGAACCCGAUGGUCACUCUGACAGAGCUCCUCUGUGGAGAUGGGAGAACCUUCCAGAUGGACACCCAACUCUGCAGCACUCCACCAAUCUGGCCUUUAUGGUAGAGUGGCCAGACGGAAGCCACUACUCAGUAAAAGGCACAUGACAGCCCGCUUGGAGUUUGCCAAAAGGCACCUAAAGACUCUCAGACCAUGAGAUACAAGAUUAUUGAGUCUGAUGAAACCAAGAUUGAACUCUUUGGCCUGAAUGCCAGGCGUCACGUCUGGAGGAAACCUGGCACCAUCCCUACGGUGAAGCAUGGUGGUGGCAGCAUCAUGCUGUGGGGAUGUUUUUCAGCGGCAGGGACCGGGAGACUAGUCAGGAUCGAGGCAAAGAUGAACGGAGAGAUCCUUGAUGAAAACCUGCUCCAGAGCACUCAGGACCUCAGACUGGGGCGAAGGUUCACCUUCCAACAGGACAACGACCCUAAGCACACAGCCAAGACAAUGCAGGAGUUGCUUCAGGACAAGUCUCUGAAUGAGUGGCCCAGCCAGAGCCCGGACUUGAACCCGAUAUAACAUCUCUGGAGAGACCUGAAAAUAGCUGUGCAGCAACAUUCCUCAUCCAACCUGACAGAGCUUGAGAGGAUCUGCAGAGAAGAAUGGGAGAAACUCUACAAAUACAGAUGUGCCCAAGAAGACUCCAUGCUGUAAUCGCUGCAAAAUGUGCUUCAGCAAAGUACUGAGUAAAGGGUCUGAAUACUUAUGUAAAUGUGAUAUUUCCGUUUUUUUAUUUUUUAUAAAUUAGUCCAAAAAAUCUAAAAACAUGUUUUUGCCUUGUCAUUAUGGGGUAUGUGGGUAGAUUGAUGAGGGGAAAAAAACUAUUUAAUCAAUUUUAGAAUGAGGCUGUAACAUAAUGUAGAAAAAGUAAAGGGGUCUGAAUACUUUCCGAAGGCACUGUAGAUACAAAAAAACACUUUUCCCCCAUAGUUUCAGUAUUUAAAAAAAAAGCGGAAAUCACAUUCCAUCCACUUAUCUGACCUGUCCUCUUCCCAGAACCACCUAAGAUCCGCAUCCCCCGUCACUUGAAGCAGACGUACGUUCGUAAAGUCGGAGAAGCAGUCAAUCUCGUUAUUCCAUUCAUGGUAAGGCAAAAACAGCAAAUGGCUCAACUACCUUCAGUGAAAGCCCUUUAGUAAAUCAUAUUUAGUUAGAUUCAUGAUCCUAUGCGAUAUGUGACAUGUAGGGCAAGCCCAGGCCAAAGGUGAGCUGGCUGAAGGAGGGCCAGACGGUGGACCCCACGCAGGUCACUAUCCGCAACACAGACUGUGACAGCAUCAUCUUCAUCCGCAAGGCAGAGAGGAAGCACUCUGGGAAGUACGAUAUGAAGGUGGAGGUGGAGAAACACGUGGACACAGCCAUCGUAGACAUCCAGAUAGUAGGUGGGUCCAGGGACACUGACAGGAAGGAUAUCCUGAUCUCACUUACAGUUAAAGUUGCUUAGGCAUAGAUCAAUUAAGCAUUUGUAUCGGUCAUGUUACAGAUUGAAUCAAACAGGAAGUAGACAAAUAAAUGCUAUAAUAAGGAAAGAUCUCAUAAUAAAGAGUUGAUCGAGUUGAAUGUUUUUUAGCUUUGUUUUGUCCUUGAUUCCCUUCCAACUUUUUCACAGCAGCUAAUGUCAAGCACAUGCCAAUAAGACCCAAACUGAUGUUAAUGAUGUUAACUAAUUCAUCUCUCCACUCAGACCUCCCAGGGCCUCCACAGUGUGUGAAGAUAGAUGAGGUCUGGGGGGGAAACGUGGCUCUGGACUGGACCCCUCCAAAGGACAAUGGCAACGCCGCCAUUACAGGCUACACCAUCCAGAAAGCAGACAAGAAGACCAUGGUAUGAGUCUGCUGAAUGCAUCACUCAGUACUGUACUGUAUGGAAUCGGUAUGAGGGAUAGAUUUCUACAGGAAAUGUACCUCUGUAUGUACUAUGCAUAUGGGAUCCAAGUGUAUGUGCUACUCAGUGUGAUCCCCAGUAUGGUUUGAACUAAUCUGCUCUCUGUGUGACAGGAGUGGUACACCUGUAUUGAGCACUACCACCGCACCUGCAUCACCAUCACGGAGCUGGUGGUAGGGAACGAGUACUACUUCAGAAUCUACUCUGAGAACAUGGUGGGUUUGAGCGAGGGUGCCACCCAGACCAAGGACAGUGCCCUCAUCGUUAAAGAAGGUAUGUGUGAGCUCCUCUGUGGGGGGGAGAUACCGUAUGGAGAGCAAUGGAAAAUAUGACCAGUAUGUCAUCCCCCUCUACUUUCUAAUAUUAUGGACCAACUCAUUCAAAAAGCAGAUGGACAUCAACCUCAGUCACUUUUUUUUUCAUUUUCUUCUUUGUCAUUUGUCACAAAAGGUAGUGAUACGUAGUGAUAAAAUAUACAUUUGUACAGAAUUGGACCAGUUGCUUUCAUUCAGAGAUGGCUUAUACACUACAUAUCAUGUUUCAUUGUACUGUACUGUUAAUGCGGCUGUUGCUGUCUCAGACUGCAGAUGAUGAAUUAAAAUAUUGUCUCUCCUUCAAUCAUGAUCACAAGGGAAAUUCCCCCAUGAUACAGCUCAGCACCUGUAUCAUGCACAACCCCAUUCUUCCUCCCUUCCUCCCCCUGCAGGCAUGCAACUGAAGAACCCUGAGUACAUCGACCACGACUUCAAAGAGCCUCCCAAGUUCACCCAGCCCCUCAUCAACACCUUCGCCAUCGCUGGCUACAACGCCACCCUUAACUGCAGCGUCCGCGCCAACCCACGGGUAGGUAUAGCCCGAGUCCCAGAUCUGUUUGUGCUGUCUUGCCAAGUCCAUUUCAGCAAUGGAGUUGGCAAGACGGCACAAACAGAUCUGGCACUCAGACUAGGGUAGGUGUGUAGGACCGUACUCAGACAGUGCCUACACCAACCCUCUUGGAAUGUUGUUUCCAACUAAACUCCUGGACAGGGUUGUGGUAUCAUUGCUGCUGAUGUUCAGUCCUGCUUAUUAAUUAGUGAUUGAUUUAGACAUGGAAAACCAAGUAUGUCUACUGUAUUGACUCUGGCCAAUCAAUGACAUUAAUUAAUGAAUUAGGAGCCAAACCCAAAGACUGUGAAGCCCUGAAGCCCUGAGGCUGGGACAUCCAAUGCCCUUGCCUAGUGGGUUAUCUUAGGCCUUUAGUCGGCCUGUUCCCCAUACCCCUCCAGCCUGUUCCCCCUACCCCUCCAGCCUGUUCCCCAUACCUCUCCAGCCUGUUCCCCACCCCUCCAGGAUGACCCCAUAUGGCCCAGGCCUCAAGCUGUAUGCUGAAAGCUUUACACCUGCAGCCUGCUCUUUCUGACCGCCUCUCAAUCACGUUAGCCUUUACACCUGACAGCUAUCCUCUCUCUAACAACACAUCUAGUCUAGUCUAGUCAGCUGCCUGAAGUUCUUUGUUGAGAGGUUAAAAAACAGAUUAGAUAAACAGACAGAGGACAACAUUUGUUUAACACUUGGGCCUUAUUACCAUGGGCACUAUGUAAAUGUAAGAUAUGACUGUUCAUACACUGUUCUGAUUAGGUUAUCUCUAACUUGAACAAUUUAUAGGUCCUCUCACUGAGAAAACAGUAAAAAUCCACAGACCAGUAAAAAAUUGCAAUGUAUUGAAUACUUUUAAAAUUAUGUACUACAACAUAUUGAGUUUGACAAAUGGUUUUAACGAUACAGUAGUGAUGCCUUUUAUACUACAUGAUAAACAUUAUGGGGAGUAACUUGCGAAACAGCCCUGACUUAAUUGAGUAUUGAUAUUUUAGAGGCUUCUGUAGGAAACUGGCUAACCUCCACUGUUUUUGACUUCAGCCCAAAGUUAUUUGGAUGAAGAA
Molecule: messenger RNA, 33263 nt
Organism: Coregonus sp. 'balchen'
Lineage: Eukaryota; Metazoa; Chordata; Actinopteri; Salmoniformes; Salmonidae
Source: the annotation of a GenBank genome assembly